AUGCCUCAAUAUUGCAAGGUUGGUGGGACGGAGAAUCUAGAACAUACACUUACAGUGACAAUUCAGACUGUGCGGGACGGUGCUGGACCAUCGUAUUCCUCUUAUCCUGAGGAACCUCAGACUGUGCGGGACGGUGCCAUCCUUCGAACAGAUAAGAACUUUUCAUGUACUGAGUGUGGAAAGUGUUUCCCUUUUAAAUCCAGUCUUAUUGCACAUAAAAGGUCUCACACAGGUGAGAAGCCGUAUCCCUGUCCUGUGCAGGAGUGCAGGAAAUGUUUUGCACGAAAAUCUGAACUUAUCGUACAUCAGAGGUGUCACACGGGUGAGAAGCCGCAUUCCUGUGCUGAGUGUGGCAAAUGUUAUGCACACAAAUCAGAUCUCCUCACACAUCAAAGGUCCCACACAGGGGAAAAACCAUAUUCAUGUUCUGAGUGCGGGAAAUGUUUUGUACAAAAAAUGCAUCUUGUCACACAUCAGAGGUCUCACACAGGAGAGAAGCCGUAUUCUUGUGCUGAUUGCGGAAAAUGUUUUUCAAGCAUGUCGAAUCUCUACACACAUCAGAGAGUGCACACGGGUGAGAAGCCGUAUUCCUGUUCUGAGUGCGGGAAAUGUUUUGUACAAAAAUCGCAUCUUGACGUACAUCAGAGAUUGCACACGGGUGAGAAGCCGUAUUCCUGUCCUGAGUGCGGAAAAAGUUUUUCAGACAAGUCGGCUUUGUACAGACAUCAGAAAGCUCACAUUGGGGAGAUGCUGUAUCCCUGUCCUGAGUGCGGGAAAGGUUUUUCAGCUAAAUGGCAUCUUCACAGACAUCAGAGAUCUCACACAGGGGAAAAGCCGUAUUCCUGUCUGGAGUGCGGGAAACGUUUUUCAGAAAAGUCCAGUCUUACCACACAUCAAAGGUUACACACGGGGAAGAGGCUGUUUUCCUGUUCUGAGUGUGGGAAAUGUUUUUCACAGAAGUCCAAUCUUAACACACAUCAGAGAUCUCACAUUGAUAAAGAGAUCGGAGAUCACCAAAGACAUGGAUGA
Rana temporaria (common frog) is the source of this 1029-nucleotide messenger RNA. Its product is annotated as gastrula zinc finger protein XlCGF17.1-like. Gene Ontology annotation, biological process: regulation of transcription by RNA polymerase II. The transcript is spliced from 3 exons. NCBI's taxonomy places the organism in Eukaryota, Metazoa, Chordata, Amphibia, Anura, Ranidae. The record is from RefSeq and is a predicted model, not a curated record. Gene Ontology annotation, molecular function: DNA-binding transcription factor activity, RNA polymerase II-specific; RNA polymerase II cis-regulatory region sequence-specific DNA binding. Bases 1 to 1029 code for a protein of 342 amino acids.